Molecule: messenger RNA, 3326 nt
Organism: Spirodela intermedia
Lineage: Eukaryota; Viridiplantae; Streptophyta; Magnoliopsida; Alismatales; Araceae
Source: the annotation of a GenBank genome assembly
AUGGAAGAUAGCUUCAAGGCUCGGGUCGAGAGGCUGUUCGGUUCCCAUCUCUUCGAAACUGUUCCCAGGUCGUCCUUCCCGGAUACCUCGUGGUCUGUGGUCGAAGGGGAGGUCGAGAAGAAGGAAUGGAAUCGAGAGAGGGGCGAGGCGCGCCCCGGACGGGAGGAGACGCCCUUGGCUUCCACCUUCGACGAGUGUUUCGCAAAGAGUUCCGCGAGAUCCAGAAAAUCAAAGAGACGGCGGUUUGAGGACGAUAUCGAGGACAUAGAGAAUGCGGAUGAUGAAGAGAAGGCCGAGGCGGGAGAAGAAGACGGUGACGACGUCGACAGGGAGGAGAGGGAUAUCCGUUCCUCAAUCGGUCUGGAUUCCACCCUAGACUACGAGGUAAUUUAUCUUUAUGUGCUAGUGUUGUUACUACGUGGUCACGACAAGGCCCCGUGUAAUUCCCCUUUUUCGUGGUUUCCUUCAACUUUUUCCUCUUAGAAACUUGCUGAACUUCAUAAAAUGAAUUUAGUAUUCGUAAAUUUUCGGACGCGCUGAUUUCAUUCGUCGAGCUUUUUCCAAAACUGUUUUAUUUGUACUUCUAGCGACGAUGUCAUUAUUACCCCAACACUCUAACAGUUAGGUUUCGAGAGGGCUAUAUCCAUCUCCGGAACAGGGGAAGGCAGGGAGGAAGGAAUUUGUUCACAGUGUCUUUUAUCAUACGAAAUCUCUUGGCCAUUUAUCCAUAUAAAUAAGCAAAAGACAGCUAAUGGUGCAACCGUUCAUGUGGAAGUUUUUCCAUGGCUCUAGCUGUGGGACUAAUCCUUGGGUGUUCUCGUGGAAGGGCACAUUGCCUUAUCGUACUUGUUAAAUUUUCCACAGAGAAUGGUCGUCGAUACCUACGAGGCAUUUUUUUAUUUUUCUUAAUUGUUCAUUGGCCAUAAUCACCUGACGUGUACAGGUGAACUUAACAAAGAUAGGAAAUAAUGAAUUGGACAACCACGCUACAGUUUGAGAGUAACUCGUCAAUCGCCACAGUUUUGAAGGAUCGCAGUAAUUGAUAUGGACCAAGAUAACUUGUGAUUAAAGGGAGGGAGCCGACCAAGAUGUAUCUUGGUUUGCAUUUUGUUAUUAGCUGGAUUUACUGCUAAAAGGUGUUUGUGCGUGCUGCCCUCAUCACGGUCCCUAUAAAGAAGGUUGCAGUGUUAAAGCUAUUUUUCUAGAAUACAGUGGAAGUGUGCAGGUUUUGAAAAGUGUCAGUUCUGGAAUACACUAACAUUAUUUCUUAAUAGGUUCCGAUGAACUGGUUGGCCUAUGUCUACAACAGCAGUCUUAGCAUCAGUAGCAAGCCUAUUAUUAGUCACACUCUCGAGUUUCGUGGGAGGUCGUUCCACCUACUGUUAUCAUUGCUAUUGGCCUUUCACAGUCGUACGAUUUACUAAGUCAUCAUCUAGUUUGACGGUAAAUUUUUGCGUUUGGUUUUAUGACUAGUUUAAAGGAUACCAGGAUGCAUCUCAGGGCUGUUAUCUUGGUACCCCAUUUCUUGUGAAAAUGCCCUGCUGGCUGUUCUCUUGCUUACCUUUUGCACUAUGUUGUUAACUUGGUAGUUACCUUAUUUUUCUUUGUUUUUUUUUCAUCAUGUUAAAUUAUAAAGUUUCAGAAUAUAUCUCGGAUGGCGAGGUCGUGUCUUGGCCUGACAAGUUGAAGCUUUUGUUGUGCAUAUUAUUUAGUCCCGUGUCUUGUUGAGCUGUGUGAUUGCUUGAUGGACGAUCUAUCUGACGUUAUUAUAUGGGAUAGAACGAAGCUAUCUAUAACCUGUGAAAUAGAGUCAGCUAUCUUUCAGUGCCAUAACCUGUAAAACCAACAUGGUUAACUAAUCAUAUAUCCGUUCCCAUAUUUCCAUUUGUCUCCCUGCAAUUUUUAUUCUUGACAUCCUCUAAAUUUUGUAUGGGCCGUCUUUUCCGUUUUCCUCGGGGGGUCAUAACUUGUGUACAUUCAUUGAGCUGACUGAUAUGUGAAAUCUCUAUUACGUGAUUUGCUGAGGAUAGAUCCUAGGAAGGAAGGGAUGUUUGAUCCAGAAAAUGGAAGAUGCAAAUCUUUACUCAAUGGAAAUCCCACAAAAUCCUUUCAUUGGGUAUUUUAAAGGUAGGGAUGAAUUAGAAACUAGAAAGGGUGAUUUCCGUUCCGUUGAAGUUGCCUGUAUAUGAUUCUUCCAGAGGGUGGAAAAUCGCUAGGCACUGAGCUCAUGAUCUGCCACUUCCCGUUCCAAGACUAACAGAGAAAGCCCGGGUGUGUGAAAUUAUUCGUAGAGAACUCUUAUAAUGCAGGAACAAACUAAAGAUAGGUGAAAUGAUCUUUUCACUUUAUUUGAAUUAUUCCAUCCCAAGUAUUUAUCUCUCUUUUCCAUUCGUACAAUAUUUUAACAGAAAAUGAAUGAUUGAACGCUAAUGUGUCGCCAACUAUUUCAGGAAGAGGAGGAUGAGUUUGAUAGAGCGGCCGUUGGCAUGGCAGACGUCAAUGAACGUGUAUACAUGAGAGAUGUCAAAGAUCACGGUCCUUACAUCAACUACCACUCCAUCAUCGAGGAUACAAGCGAGGAAGUCUACUUUGAUAAGGAUCCACGUGCGGAUCACUCGGCUGCAAAUGCUAGACUGAGAGAAGAUAGAGAAGCGGGUGUGAGUAUCCAAGUUAAUUCAUCUUCAACCGAUGCUGCUCCGAGGAUCAAGCCAUCUGAAGGUGAUGUGAAUCUAAAACCCAUUCUGAAACGGAAGAACGAGGUGGUCGAUCUGAAGCGAAGCAAAAAAGUGAGAUUCGAUCCUUCCAGCACGGAUCGUCUUGAUGAACAAUCCAGCGUGAUCCAAGAUGUGCCCUUGGCCCCGGCAGAGACAGAGGCAACAAGGGCUGGUGAAUCGAGCCGUCUUCCCCAUGGAGAUCCUGCAAGCAUUCCCGAUUACGUGCGCAAUCCUUCCAAAUACGUCUGCUACAGUCUCGAAUCUGAAGAGAAUGUCAACGAUGAAUCCAAUCGGCAAGCCUUUGACGACUUCUGGAAGAUGGUGAGAGGGGCAAACUCCGAGCAUUUACAGCUUGGUAGCACCAUCGAGCCUCCCAGGUCAAUCAUUUUUACUCCGAGAAAGCGGGCAACUGUGACUGAGAACCAAGAAGACAAAGCCGAGAAGGAGUCUGCCCGUGUUGCCGUCCGGCGGUUCAGCAUUGCCUCAGAAGAAGCUCCGGAAAACGAGAUUCUCUCACCUGAGAAAGACGAUAUGGACAUCACCGAGGAGAGAAUCGCAGGAUCCCAGAAGCCAGGCCGCCAGUACCGCUCAAGGCCCCACACAGAUGAUUAG